AUGUCUACCGAAACAACAACAGCAGCAGAAACAAAACCUUUCAUAACUCCCUCACAUUCCUCAGAUGGUGCUGGCAAUGACAUAAUGAGGGAUAUAGUACUAUGGAAGAGGAAGAAACUCAGUACUUUUGUUCUGAUUGCGGCAACAGCAACAUGGGUUUUGAUGGAAGUAUAUCAAUAUAACUUCCUCACUCUCAUCUCAUGGCUCACCAUCUUAGUUGUUACAUCAAUAUUCCUCUACGCCAAAAUGCUUACACUUUUGGGCAAGGAACCACCAAAAUUGUUGAGGUUGGAGUUGAAAGAAGAAACAGCUAUAAGAAUGGCAAACAUAGUUAGAGCAAGGAUUGAAGAACCAAUAAGGUGGUUGUUCAGGGUGACCAUACAGGAAGAUUGGUCUGUGCUUGUGGGAGUUAUCGCUAGGUUUUUGGCACUCUCUUAUGUUGGAACCUGCAUGGACUUCCUCACAUUCAUUUAUAUAGGUAUAUUGUGUGGUAUGACAGUUCCUGUAAUUUAUAUGAAAAACGAGGACAAGAUAAAGAGAUGCAUGGAGUGGUUGAGGGAGAAAUAUAAGAGAUCUUAUGAGGUUAUAGAUGAAAAGGCCAUUAGAAAGAUCAAAAGCAGAAUACUAAAUGAGAAGAAAAUAGAGUGA
This is a messenger RNA of Lathyrus sativus (Indian pea), 648 nucleotides long. The record is from the annotation of a GenBank genome assembly. NCBI's taxonomy places the organism in Eukaryota, Viridiplantae, Streptophyta, Magnoliopsida, Fabales, Fabaceae.